This is a messenger RNA of Adineta ricciae, 960 nucleotides long. The record is from the annotation of a GenBank genome assembly. Lineage: Eukaryota; Metazoa; Rotifera; Eurotatoria; Adinetida; Adinetidae.
AUGUCGAUAUUUAUCGUCAGUUAUCUUCUACUUUCCUUAGCGAACGGCAUUGAUAGUCGAUCACUAUUGAAAAGUCAUGAAAAUCCAUCUGAUGUUAAACAUUUCGAAUCUCAACUCGAUGAUAAAAUCGGCUUUUGGUCGCCAAGUACCAGCUCAAUCGAUUGGUGUGAACGAAAUUAUGUUGUUACUUAUUACAUAGCUGAAUUCUGGAAUUGCAUAUCAAGUUUAUUAAUGUGUUUAUUUUCAUUGAUUUUAAUCGUUCGUGGUAUGUAUUACAGAAUCGAACGUCGAUUUACUUUGCUUAGUUUCUCAUUUGGAUUAGUUGGAUUUGGUUCUGCUUAUUUCCAUGGAACAUUAACACAUUUCGGUCAAAUGGCAGAUGAACUACCAAUGGUCUAUUCAAUGAUUAUUUGGUGGUUUAUUCUCUUUCGAAUGAAUAAACAUCAUUUGGCGAGCGAACAUAUAUCUCCGAUAGAUGUAUUGAUCGUAUUUGGAAUCGCAUACGGUUUCCUGUGUAGUUAUAUUCAUAGUCUGAAAACAUUUGUCAUAGUUUUUCAAGCUCAUUUUACUCUAAUGGUCAUAGGCGGAAUUGUCAAACUAAUUUUCCUCUAUCGGCAAACACAACAUCAUACGAAAAAUGUCAAAUACUUAAUUUUGUGGUACGUUGGCUUAUUAAUACCAGCUGUGAUAUGUUGGUUAGUUGAUCAGCAGUUCUGUGAGUAUUUUAAUAGUAAAAAUGCAUUUAAUCCACAAUUACACGCAUGGUGGCAUGUUUUAUGUGCUAUUGAUGCUUAUGUUGGAGUUGUAUGUGGCGAAGCUUUGCGUCGUUUAUCUAUUCAAUGUAAUAAAUAUGAAGGAAAUAAGAAAUUAUUCAAGCCCCAAGACCACUUACGUAUUCGAUUUUAUCUUGGUUUACCUUUUGUGGAUUAUUCGACACAUCAAGAAAAUAAAGCUGAUUAA